AUGGCUGAAGGAGUAUCGACUCUCACAUUCCCAAUGUCGAGAGAAUCGGAGUCCGCUUCUCGACUGAAAUCUAUAAUCACCGAUAUGCUUCCUCUCUUCUCCGACGAUUACUACGGCGACGUCCUCUCUGAGUACAUUACUGUGCUUGUUUGUAACGGAAAGAGUCAGAAGCAGGCAAGAGAAGAUUUGGAUGCAUUUCUUGGGAAGCAAUCUUGUGAAUUUGUUGCCUGCUUAUGGGAGCUUCUUCUUAAGGACUUCUCUCUAGAUAAACGAGAAACCUCUGCUCCUGAACCUAAGACUGUUGUUGACUGUGGUUCUUAUGAUACUCCAGUCGAACAAAGUUUGAUUUCCAGAAGGCAUAAUGAUCAAAAAGCUACCAAGGCUACUUAUUGCAUGAACGAAAAGCUGAUAUCAGCUACUGCUCCCAUAGAAGAUAUUGAGGCUCAUGUAUCACCAAAAGUUAGAAACAUGAAGAUGCUACGACGAGAGCUCAUGAAUAGCCCUUGUAAAAGGGCACCAUCAAAAAGGAAAGUUGAUUGGAACUCGUCUGGUUUGAAUUACUCUAGAAAAGUACUGCGCUCCAUUGUCGUUUCAGCCAACAAGCAACCAUGUGGUACUAAUUCUGAUAAAUAUGAAAAGUGUAUGGAUGAAAGGAGUGGAAUCUUACAUAACCGUCCAUACUUAUCAGAAAGAGAAACGAGGAAACGUAAUUCUCAAUCUGUCCCUUCAGGAGGAGCUGUGUCUGCAAGAUCCCACGAUGCAGCUUCGCACCAGGAAAUGAAGCCUCAUGUUAGUGUUUGGGAUCGUUUGGCCCGACCAUGGUCCAGUCGUCUUCUUGACAGAAAAUGCCAUAGGGUGCCUAAGUUUGGUAGUGAGGCAGAUGAAAAGAAAGUGCUUCAGCAGCAUGGACCAGCAUUUCCUGCAGCAUAUAUUGAAAGAGAAGUUCCUGCAGUUGGUUACAUACACAGAUCCAAAUCCCAUAAAGCUAGGCAAGCCAAGAGUGGGACUAUUACAUCCACUGAACCUCGGAUGGCGUGUAACCUCAGUAGAAAGAGACGUUAUGGAAACCCCAAUUCAGGAGAUUCUCCUGUUUGUGAGUUUAGCAGUGUUCUCCAGUCUAAGCAAGCUAAACAGGAUGUUGAAAACCCAAGCCUGCUCUCCAAUCAGUCCGCAAAGCCAGAUCUUUUUUCGGAAAUACGGAAUGUUAAACAAAAGCUGCAACAACUAGAAAUCCAAAUUUUUCAAGCAAAGCAGCUGAAGCAACAGAAAAUUGGAGAACUCAAAUGCUCAUCACAAUCUGGAAAAUUGCAGCAGCAACAAGAUAUCGCGGAAUCAAGAAUCAUACAUGUUACUAACGUACACUAUGCAGCAAGUAAAGAAGCUAUAUCAAUGUUAUUCAGCAAGUGUGGAGCUGUCAAAAACGUUACAAUUGUAACUAAUCCAGUAACUCGGCAACCAAAGGGUUCUGCUUUUGUGACCUUCGCUACAAAUGAGGCAGUUAACAAAGCAAUAGCUCUGAACAACACAAUGUUCUAUUCAAGUCCAAUCAAGGUUCAGAGACACGUGAUAUCAUCUGGAAUAAUGUCCGAGACACCAGCAACACAAGUAGUUACUUGA
This is a messenger RNA of Arabis nemorensis, 1617 nucleotides long. The record is from the annotation of a GenBank genome assembly. NCBI's taxonomy places the organism in Eukaryota, Viridiplantae, Streptophyta, Magnoliopsida, Brassicales, Brassicaceae.